AAAGGAGGCUGAUCCCUAAACACGCACAUGAUUUGGCUGCUUGCCUCAGGAGAUUGGAGAGUUCAAACCUGCCAGACCGAACGCAAAGUCCUGCAGACAACCACAAGUGUUAUCUAGAGACCAUUGCCCUCUGCAAGAUCUUCAGAGCAUGCGAUUCCGGUGACGUAGAGCUGCUCACUCCUAAAGUCCUCCUAAAGUGGGACUUUUUUCAGGUUGAGCAGUUCGAGCAACCCAAGAAUUACUGGAACCAUAGAGGUAGAAAGAACCAUAAGGAUCACCAAGUCCAGCCCUCAAAGCUUCUGAGUGACGGACACAUGAAAACAACAACAGAACUUGACCUUCUGACAUUUCCAACAAUAAGCUCAGAAAGACCAUCAAGAUAAAUCUGAAGGAGUUUCCCCAAGAAUUAAGUUUAGAUCAAUACCAUGGAUGGAAAAACAGCCUCACAGCAAGCAAAAGAAAAUCCGUUUGUCCUGGAUAAAACCUUUGGAUCACAUCCUACCAAGGUGACAUCUCUCUCUAUUUCCCAAUUAAAGAUAUUUCUUGGAGCACUGGCGUUUUCUUUUUUUGCCAAAGCUUUUUCAGGAAGCUACAUGAAGAGCAUGAUGACUCAAAUCGAGCGGAGAUUCGAGAUCUCAUCGUCUGUGGUUGGCUUGAUCGACGGAAGCUUUGAGAUAGGAAACUUAUUGGUAAUGGUUCUGGUGAGUUAUCUUGGACCACGAGUUCACCGCCCAAAGGUGAUUGCAACAGGUUGUCUAAUUAUGACCUUGGGAUCCUUUCUAUCGAUGAUACCACACUUCAUCAUGGGACGUUACAAUUACAAAAGUAUCACAGUUUCCUUGGCCAAUUCAUCUACAAGUGUUUCGCCUGUACGUCACUGUGGACCUCACAACUUCUUGGGACAUUUUCUGUUUUCAGGAUGUGAAAAAAUGGCUAGUUCCUAUUUGUGGGUCUUUGUGCUUGCUGGGAACCUGCUACGUGGAAUUGGGGAAGCCCCUAUUAUGCCUCUGGGAAUGUCUUACAUUGAUGAUUUUGCCACAGAAGAAAACUCUGCCUUUUACAUAGGAACUGUACGGUCUGUAGGGAUGUUUGGACCGUCUCUUGGCUUUCUGCUUGGAGCUUUUUGUGCCAAUUUGUGGGUUGACAUUGGAGCAGUAAACCCAGAUACACUGACCAUCAAUUCCAAAGACAUGCGUUGGGUCGGUGCUUGGUGGCUUGGGAUGUUGAUCUGUGGCGCCACCAGUUUCAUGUCCUCUCUUCCUUUCUGGUUCCUGCCUUACUCUUUGCCACAAGAAGGAGAACAAGUUGUUAAGAAGUCAACGGAAGUUUAUGUAAUCACUCAAGUCAACCAGAACAAAAUGGAAGCUCCCAGACGCCCAGGGCUAAAGGUUUCAGAAAUUGCAAAAGAUUUCUUUCCUACUUUGAAAAAGCUGUUUGGAAACCCCAUCUUCCUGAUCUAUUUGCUCCUUACAAUCCUCCAGUACAAUUCUCUGGUUGGCAUCAUAACCUUUGAAUCAAAGUUUAUGGAGCAGCAGUUCAACAUCUCUGUCUCAAGAGCCAUCUUUCUUAUUGGUGUGAUCGUCUUACCUAUCACCAUUGUGGGGAUGUUCCUGGGAGGUUUUAUCAUCAAGAAGUUCAAACUGCACAUCGCGGCCAUGGCAAAGUUUGCCUGUAUCACCUUCGUGACAGGCUUCCUGUUAAACCUGUUUUACUUUGGUGCCAGUUGCCAAGUGCUUCAAGUGGCUGGUUUGACCGUCAACUAUUCUGGCAUCGAAGAAGUGUCCUUUUCCAAAGAGAAGCCGUUAUCUGCCUGCAACUCUAACUGCGGCUGUGAAGCGACCCACUGGGACCCAGUUUGUGGAGACAACGGUAUCACCUACAUGAACCCAUGUUUAGCUGGCUGCAAAACAUCCGUGGGAAGUGGAAAGGAUUUGGUAUUUCAAAACUGCAGUUGUCUAGGAGUUUCAGGAGCUGGUAAUUUUUCUGCAGUUCUGGGUCAAUGUCCAAGGGAUAAUUGUACAAAAGAAUUCCCUUACUUUUUAGUGUUGUUGUCCAUAACUGCAUUUAUCUUAUCUUUGGGAGGAACGCCAACGUAUAUGCUUAUGUUUAGAUCGGUUUCACCAGAUUUGAAAUCUUUUGCGGUGGGCAUUGAAGCUUUAUGUGGAAGAGUCCUUGGAGGGCUUCCUGCACCGAUUUACUUUGGAGCUUUGAUUGACCAGACCUGCUUGAAAUGGGGUGUAAAAACCUGUGGUGGAUCUGGGGCUUGCAGGGUAUAUGAUACCAAAGCAUUCAGAAACGUCUACCUAGGGGUCGUUACUGCACUAAGAUUUGGAAGCUUCUUUCUUUAUAUCAUCCUUUGUACUUUAAUCAUAAAACGUUGCAGGCAAGGCAAUCAAAUGAUGAACGACAUUAAAACUGGAGAAGUAUCUGACAUUAAAUUGUCCAAUAUCAGUCCAAAGACAGAAGUGUCCUCUCACAAGGAGAUGCAAGUCACUGGAGAUACUCCUUUUUGAAAAUUAUCUUGGAUGCUCAUGCAGACAUGAGUGCAAAUGGCGGACUCAUUAUGAGCAAACUGUGGAACUCCUAACCGUACUAUUCCUUGAUCAAGCCAAACCUCUUGCCAGUCAUUGGGAUUAGAGAUUGACAUUAGCAUCGCUUCAGAAAGAAGAAUCUGGAACUCAGUCUAAGUUCAAAAUCCUGAGGAAGAUAUCUGAGAAGUUCCCAUUAAUGAUCCAACUGAGAUUGUGAUAUGGCUCCUGGGUGAAAUAUGGUGGUCCUGAAAAUUCAUAAAUAACAGGGCUUGUUAAAAUUGUGCAGUGCCAUGUCAAGUCUGGGACAAGGACGUGGAAGUUGGAAAAAGAAGGUGUGGUUUUGGAACACAAAAUGUGAACCCCAAGUUGCAUCGUAAUGAAACCAUGGAGGAGAUAAUUUUGUUGAUUUAAAACAACUUCUCCUCGUCCUUCUUCAGUGCUAAAUUUCCAAGAAACUCUUCCCUUCUGGAAAAUUUCCUUCCUUUCUGGUUUGGGAUCUCUGCACCAGGGGUGUCUAACCUUGGCAACUUUAAAACCUGUGGACUUCAACUCCAAAAAUUCUGGGAGUUGGAGUCCACAGGUUUUUAAGUUGCCAAGGUUGGACACCCUUGCUCUACCCAAAGUUUACACAAGUAAGGUUUAUUGGCUAAUUUAGUUCCUUGAAACAAUCACUGUGCAAAUUGCUGGCUAUUGCAGUGUGGAAAUGGCCAGUGUACAUGAUUAACAAGUUGUGAAGGUGCCACAAUAGCAGAUGACACUAAAAUCAUGUCUUUCUUUGGAGAGAUAAUGACUGCCACAUCCCAGCACACAAACGUGGUUAACUGACCUCUGGUUGCCCAAGUUAACUCAAUAUUCUAUGUUUGUUUAUUUGUUUGUUUGUUUGUUUGUUUUGUUUUGUUUGUUUGUUUGUUUUGUUUUGUUUGUUUGUUUUGUUUGAUUGUUUGUUUGUUUAACUGAACUGUAAGAUAAAUUUUCCAGAUUGGCCAGAUUCAUACUACAAAAUAAACAGUGGUGGGAUUCAAAUAA
Pantherophis guttatus is the source of this 3557-nucleotide messenger RNA. The record is from RefSeq and is a predicted model, not a curated record. NCBI's taxonomy places the organism in Eukaryota, Metazoa, Chordata, Lepidosauria, Squamata, Colubridae.